Molecule: messenger RNA, 3196 nt
Organism: Scylla paramamosain (green mud crab)
Lineage: Eukaryota; Metazoa; Arthropoda; Malacostraca; Decapoda; Portunidae
Product: basic proline-rich protein-like
Exons: 3
Coding region: 2349-3167 (272 amino acids)
Source: RefSeq, a predicted model, not a curated record
UGUCUCCCUCCCCUUGCCCUUGUAGCUGCAGUAGUGCCGGGUGCAGGCGCCUAGUAUCUGGGAGAGUAGUAGGAGAGGCCGCCAGGGAGGGAGGGAGAGGUGAGCGAGAGUGAGAGAGUGAGAGAGGUAGGAGACCAUCUGGCAGCCUGAGACGCGGCGAGCCAGGGUGCAGUGUGGCGUGCCUUGGCCAGUGUGUGUCGCGUCCCCCACUACGGCCACUACACAGCCCGCGCCUCCUCCUCCGCCUCCUCCUCCUGCUCCUCCUCCAGCCGCCGCCGCCGCCUCCAUCGCCGCCCGCCGCCCUCCGCCCGCCGCCGUCGCUCAUUGGCCAGGCGGUGAUCAGCAUAGCGCGUGCAUACUCUCCCAGCCUAUGACGCAAUCCUCGUGACGUAGCAGCGGCCCCGCCCACACCCACGCCCACGCCUACAUUAGCAUACGCCGCCAGACUCCACGCCCGCGCGCUCUCCCUCCACGCCGCGCGCCGACACAACUAACCAGGUGAUUUGCAUGGCUGCCAAACAACGCCAGCCAUGAUGUGAUUGCCCCACGCCCCCCACACGCCUCCUAUACGCCCCCACGCCCCUCCUCUCACCCCCCUGUGCCUCUCCACGCAGUAACGUAAUAAGAAAAGAGGAACACGAAUAUUUGGUCAGGUGAGGAGACAGGCAGAUGACCGUCCGCCGCCCUGCCUGCCGCGCCUCCGUCAGUACAACACCUGCCCGCUGCACACCUGUCCCCCAGUCACCUGUGCGCGCCUCGGGGUCGCCGCAAGCCUGCAGACACCGAAGGAACACUAGUAAAAUUAUGUUGUGUGUCUGACUGUCUGUUGCCGAUGCGAUUGUAAAUUAAACACGGAAAACGAAAUUGCUAAAGAGGAAAGGAUACGGAACAGUUAAAGAGUCUGCGGAAACGAAUAUUAAACAAGGAAAAAAAAUAAUUAGACAGACAAACUCAAGAAAAAAAAGAAAAUGAUGACAGGAAACAACACCGCCGCUAACAUGUAAGGAAAUAAAAAAAAUCCAUAAACAAACCAGAAAAGAAGAAAAACAAACCAUUAACAAAAAAAAUAAACAAAUAAAUAAAUAAACAAAAUAAUAAAAAAAAACUCCCACGGACAAAAACAACAACAAAACCAACAACAACAACAACAACAAACACAGUACAGGUGACAAACUCAUUAACCUGUCCACACCUGUCCUGCAAUUUACGAGGCCACGCGCACCUGCCUAAUUUACGACACAUUUCCCUCCUCACCUUACCUUUCCUUUCCUUUCCUUCACCCCUACCCCCUCACCCCCCAAAAAAAAGACCCCCUUACUUCCCCUACCCCCUCCGCACCCCCGCCAUUUGGGUAAGCGAGGCCGCAGAGAGCUGUUGACCUGGAGACUUGACCCUGCCACGCCCAGGUCAGGUCAGGUCAGGUCAAAUAAUCUAGUGGGGAGAAAAAUAGAUUGAGUUAUUAUUGUUAUUUAUUUGUUUUAUUUUUGGUUGUGUACGUUUGUGCGUGUGUGUGUGUGUGUGCGUGUGUACGUGGGUGUUGCGAAGUACUUGAGAAAGAAAGGAAAUAAAGAAGAAAGCAACAUAUAAGGAUAAAAAUAAGGAAAAGGAGAGAGAGAAAAAAAAACAUUAAAGGAAAUAAAUAAAGGAAAAAGAGACAUAAUAAUAAGAAAAAGGAAGCGAAAGGGAAAAAAAGGACAACACAGAAGGAAAGAAGGGAAAAAUAUAGAGAACUGACAGAAAAGAAAAGAAAAGGAAAAGGACAAAAUGAAAUAAAGGGGAAAUAUAGAAAAAAAAGACAGAAUACGUAGAAAGAAAGGAAGGAUAAAAUAGAAAAAAAGGGACAAAGGACAAAACAAAGAAGAAAAGAGGAAAAGGGAAUAGAAAAGAAAAAUAGGACAAAAGGAACUAAAGAAAAGAAUAAGUAGAACAAAACAAAGAAGAAAAAGAGGAAAAGAAGUAAUAGCAAAAUAAAAACAGAUAAAAAACAAAGAAGAAAUAAGAGGAAAAAUAAAGAAAAAAACAAAACAAAGAAGAAAAGGAAGGAAAAAAAUAAAGAAAAUAAAACAGGACAAAAGGAAGAAGAAAAGGAAGGGAAAAAACGAAAGGAAGACAACAACAACAACAACAACAACAACAACAACAACAACAAGAGGAAACAAAAAAAAACAACACCACCGAGGCCUAUGUGCGUGUGUGCGUGCGCGUGUGCGUGUGCUGUACGUGUGUUCGUGUGUACGUAGCGCUUCUGGUGACACGCACGUAACGCACGCACGCACGUUACACAGGAAUUACAACAGGUAAGCUUCCGGCAGGUGCGGCACAGGUGAACGACCCGCCCAUCAACAGGCAUGAUGAGCGCGGCAGAGGGCGUGAGUCGCGCCCUGGGCGGGGGGCAGCAGUCCCUCAUGACCCCUCCCCGCACCGGUCCUCCCUCCCCACCUUUUCCCAGCCCCCGCGGCCCCCUUCCCUCCCUUCAGCGGCCCCUUCAGUGUGGCCAGUAUGGUGCCCCGCCCCCCACGUCACCCCUCGCCCGCCCUACACGCCCUGCACCUGCCCGUCGGCCUGGAGUCCCCGCCCAGCUGGGGCGUGGAGCCGCCGCGCCUGCAGGACGCGCGCCCCUCCCCAGGGGGCGAGGCGCCGCGGGAGGGCAGCCCCCAAGCAGCCCCCCCACACGAGGAGGGGCGCACCUGCCUGGCCCCAGAACCCCCCACGCCUCCACUGCUGGGCGAGAUGCCCCGCCGUCCCCCGCUGAACCACCUGCAGGACGCGGGGGAGCGGCGCCCCGGGGGGUGGGGGUGGGGGGAGCGUGGCGGGGCUUGGAGGGGCUGUCCCCGGAGCGGUGCCGAGCGUGGGCGCGCUACCUCGCCCACCUGGCCCCCCAGCACUCCCCGCCCCCCGACCCCCCGCAGGGCCUCACCCUCACCCCCACCCACACCCCCACCACCUCCCCGGACACUCCCAGUCCCCGCGCCAUGGACGAGGGCAGCCCCCGCCCUGCCCCACCGCCUCCCUGGACCAAGCGCCGCCCCUCCCUCACCCCUGACGGCCUCGCCCCCAAGGCCCUGAGGGGUGACCCUGGGGAGGCCGCCCCGCCCGUCAUGCUGGGGGGCUUCGGCCUCGACCUGAGCUACAGACCCCCCUGGCCCCGCGCCCCCCCACACAGGUGAGUGUACCGGCUUGAACACUCACAUUCAUC